Acanthosepion pharaonis is the source of this 687-nucleotide messenger RNA. The record is from the annotation of a GenBank genome assembly. Lineage: Eukaryota; Metazoa; Mollusca; Cephalopoda; Sepiida; Sepiidae.
AUGAAGGUGUCCCUGCCUCCCAUUUUGAAAUCAGCUCCUCCACCACUAACCUCGAAUGAUAAAAUUCUUACUAAUUUACUUUCUCCUUUUUCUUUCUUUUUUUCUCUCUUUUUUCAUUCUUUUUUCUCUCUUUUUCAUUCUUUUUUCUCUCUUUUUCUUUCUUUUUUCUCUCUUUUUCUUUCUUUUUUCUCUUUUUUCUUUUUCCUCUUUUUUCUUUUUCUUUUUUUUUUUUUUUUUUUUUUUUCUUUUUUUUUUUUUUUCUUUUUUCCUUUUUUUUUUUUUUCUCUUUUCUUUUCGUUCUUUUUCUUUUUUCUUUUUUUUUUUUCUCUCUUUUCGUUCUUUUUUUCUCUUUUUCCUCUUUUUCUUUUUCUCUUUUUUCAUUUUUUUUCUUUUUUCUUUUCGUUUUUUUUUCUUUCUCUUUUUCUUUUUCUUUCUUUUUUUCUCUUUUUCUUUUUUUCUUUUUUUUCUCUUUUUCUUUUUCGUUCUUUUUUCUCUUUUUCUUUUUCGUUCUUUUUUUCUCUUUUUCUUUUUCGUUCUUUUUUUCUCUUUUUCUUUUUCGUUCUUUUUUUCUCUUUUUCUUUUUCGUUCUUUUUUUCUCUUUUUCUUUUUCGUUCUUUUUUUCUUUUCCUUUAUAUCUUUGUUCCUUUUCUAUCUUUCUCAUUCGAGAUGUCAACACAAGCAAUGUGA